Lactuca sativa (garden lettuce) is the source of this 582-nucleotide messenger RNA. RefSeq lists its product as uncharacterized. The record is from RefSeq and is a predicted model, not a curated record. NCBI's taxonomy places the organism in Eukaryota, Viridiplantae, Streptophyta, Magnoliopsida, Asterales, Asteraceae.
AUGACUGAUUAUCUUCACAAGCUCUCAAAAUUGGUUGAUAUGCUCGAAAACAUUGUGUCCAAGAUUUCUGAUCGGAACUUGGUGAUAUACACUCUUAAUGGUCUUCCCUCCAAGUUUGAGAACCUUGCUAUAUUUAUUCGAUAUUCGAGACCCUUCCCAUCAUUCACUGAUGUUCCAUCCACUCUCACCAUGGUAUACAAAACGAUGAGACUUUUGGACUCCAAAGCUCUCUCCAAUUUGCAUGCUGAUCACUCCUCAUCACCCACUGCACUCACAGUUCAGUCCUCCAGCAACAACAAUACCUCAUCCUCUAAUUACCGUCGCAACUCUUUUAACCGUGGUGGUCGUUCUGGCGGUCGACAUAACCGAGGCAGUUGGAAUAAUCGAAGUGGCGGUCGCGGUCGUGGCUCAUAUCCCUCAUCAGGUGUUAAUUUUUUGGGUCAUCAAAUGUAUGUUCUGACUCAUUGGGGUCUGCUGCCUUGCGGUUUUGGACCUACUCCUAUGUGGACUUCACCGCCCACUCAAUAUGGGCCGUCCUUCUCUCAGUCGGGCCUUCUGCCCUCUCCUGCUGGACCCCCAUGA